Electrophorus electricus (electric eel) is the source of this 814-nucleotide messenger RNA. It is a transcript of the gene map1lc3c, whose product is annotated as microtubule-associated protein 1 light chain 3 gamma. The record is from RefSeq and is a predicted model, not a curated record. Gene Ontology annotation, biological process: autophagy. NCBI's taxonomy places the organism in Eukaryota, Metazoa, Chordata, Actinopteri, Gymnotiformes, Gymnotidae.
UUGAUAACAUUUUUCCUAAGAAUCCCACCACUCUGGAAGGUGGGAAAGCAGUAUGGGAUGGAUCAGGCCGUCAGUGGAGGUCAUACGUCACCACAGCUUGCACUAUUUAAUUUGGGUUAGUUGGCUUCAUAAGCAAUUACUCUGAGCAGGUCAGAGGCCGUGGGGAACCGUUAAGGAGAGGAAACCUCGAAAUGGCGCCGUUUGAGAAACCGAAGCACCCCAAGCCUUUCAAACAGAGGAAAAGUUUUGCAUUGCGAAAACAAGAGGUGGCAGGAAUUCGAACGAAGUUUCCCACUAAAGUUCCGGUGAUUAUUGAACGAUACCAUCGGGAAAAAUACCUCCCACCCCUGGAUAAAACCAAGUUUCUUGUCCCACAAGAACUCACCAUGACGCAGUUCGUUACCAUCAUUAGAAACCGAAUGACCCUUAUGCCAAGCCAAGCUUUCUACUUGCUCAUCGACAACACGGGCAUCGCCAGCAUGUCGCUGACACUGGCGCAGGUGUACAGCGACCACAAAGACGAGGACGGAUUCCUCUACAUGACCUACGCCUCUCAGGAAAUGUUUGGACUUCGUGAAAACGCGACUGAAUUCUCACUGCGAUAAGAAAGCGAUCCGAAAUGUUUAGAAAAAAAGUUACGCAUGACGUGUUUUGAAGAGAACUUCCCUUCCUUUACCAGCCUAGAUUGUAGGCCUAUUUAAGACUGCUUGUACAUAGUAUUUGAUUUUUUUUUUUUUUAAGGAUUGUGCAUUUCGUGUCUGCACGAGUCGUUUUGUGCUGUAUGUUUUAAUGAAGUAAUAAAUUGUACUCGUCA